CGCUAGAUGUCGUGCCACCUAGAGUGGGCAUAUCCCCUCGAUGCAGAGCCCAAUACAGACAGUCUUAGACACACACUUGUCUUUAUAACAUGGUGUCAGAAGUGUGCUCUCACAACUCGACGGUGUUGAGUCGUAACCGCGUGGUUUGUGAGUAUUGAACUGCAUCCUUCUUUAUCGUACGCAUCCUCCGUGUUGUUGAACUGCAUCCGUCUUUAUCUCGUGCAUCCGUUUGUCUUGCACCAUUUUCUUGAAAUGUCGUCUUCGUUGAGGGCUCCUGAACCUUUUUCUUUCGGGGCCAGUGAUUUGGCGGCCCAGUGGGGUAUUUGGCGUAAACAGUUUUCGUGGUACUUGGUGGCUACAAAUAGCGGCCUUAACGUGGAUGAAGAGCAAAUGGUGGGCGUGCUCAUCACUCUUCUUGGCAGUGAGGGCCUCAAAAUUUACGAAACUUUUGUGUUCAAUCCAGCCACCGAUGCCAUUAAAAUUGCGCCGGUGUUAGACAAAUUCACUGCCCAUUUUGAGCCCCGACGUAGUGAAGUUUUCGAGCGUUUUAAAUUCCUGCGUCGUCAUCAACUCCCUGGUGAAACUUUUGAUGCGUGGUUGAUUGAUCUUCGUGGUCUCGUGAACUCAUGUGGCUAUGGUACUGGUGUUGAUUCGGUCUUACGGGACCAAAUAGUACUCGGUGUGGCUGAUCCUUACGUCCGUGAAAAGCUGCUGUAUGAAAAGGAUUUGCUGCUCGCCACUGCGUGUGAAAUUGUGCGUGCAUGUGAGUCGUCUAAAGCCCAGCUCAGCCAAAUCAACACAUCGUCGACAGCAGAAGCCGCUCACGCCAUUCAGAGUCGACCUGGUGGCCGGAAGGUUGAGAGAAAGCCGGAUUCAUCGUUCAGAGCUCAGCAUGAGCAGCAGCCGUCCGCUAAUCAACAUUCAGCCCAGCAGUAUCCCAAGUGUAAAGAUUGCGGUCGUUCCCAUAGAAAAAAUCAGUGUCGGGUCACCAAUGUUACGUGUUUUAAUUGCAACGUGGUCGGCCAUGUAUCUAGUUGCUGUCCGAAUCCACCCAAGCCCCGCCAGAUGUCGUCACGUCAAGCACCAAGCCCCGCGGCCAAAGUUCAUGCUGUGGAGGAGGAGACGCACUGGAUUGGUGAUGUCGAUCGUGGCGGUACGGCGAUGGCCCUCCCGCGGUCAGUUGAAGAAAGUUACUACGUCUCUCAUGCCCUAACGUCGUCUGGUAAUGAGUCUGAGUGGCGCCAAGAAGUGACAGUAGAUGGCGUUAAAGUUAACUUCAAGCUUGAUUCUGGCACCACAUGCAACAUUCUGCCGUAUGAGUCGUUUUCUCGGCUACCCAAAACACGCCGCUGUCUUCGCCCUGGGCCCAUUGUUCGCAGUUAUCGUUCACAAGAUGGCCUCUUACGAGUGCUAGGAUUGCACACGGCCAAGGUGGUUCACAGAGGCGCUUUAUUUGUCAUCGACUUUGUCGUGGUUGACGAGCCUGGCCAGCCACCCCUUCUGGGACUCCCGUCUUGCGACAAGCUGAACUUGAUUCGGCGGGUCGAUGCUGUUCAGUCGCCAGUAGACGCUCCGCUGCCGCCGAUCGUCGUGGAAUUUAUGGACGUCUUCGAAGGAUUAGCCAGUCGACUUCCGUUCCGGCUGGAGGAUCGCGUUUUCAAGAAGCUGGACGAAAUGGUCAACGACAAAAUCCUCACCCCCGUGCAAGAGCCAACUGAGUGGGUCAGCCGCAUGAUGGUGGUGGGAAAACCGGACGGUGAUGUCCGUAUUUGUCUGGACCCGUUUGAGCUCAACAAGGCUAUUCAACGUCAACAUUUUGCCGUCCCCACCAUUGAGCAGCUGUUCAGCAAGUUGGCGUCCUAUUUGUGCACAAUGGCCACUCCAAAAGGCCGUUAUCGCUUCCUCCGGCUGCCGUUUGGGUUGAAGUCAGCCCCUGAAAUUUAUCUUCAGACGAUGAACGACUUGUUUGGAGACCUGCCCGGUGUACUCAUCUAUUUUGAUGAUUUCCUUGUAACGGGUGAAACGGAGGAGGAACUACUCGCCAACCUUCGUCAAGUGUUUGAGCUCCCGUGGCUAGGCCAUGUUAUUGGCCAGGGAAUUUUAAAGCCGGACCCUCUCAAAAUUUCGGCGAUUGUGGAAAUGCCUGAUCCGACUUGUCCGGCUGAUCUCGUCCGUCUCCUGGGCAUGGUGACAUACCUGGACAAAUUCUGCCAAAAUCUCGCGGGUCUGACACGACCCUUACGUGACUUACUCAAAGCAGACGCAGCGUGGGUGUGGGAAGAGCCCCAGAAGAUGGCCCUUGGUCAGCUUAAAAGUGCGUUGUCGUCUCUUCCAGUGCUACGACUGUUUGACCACUCACUGCCCUUGGUUGUGUCCGUUGAUGCGUCUCCCGUCGGCAUCGGUGCAGUGUUGCUUCAAAAUAACCAACCGAUCGCGUACUCGUCAACGUCGUUAACCGAUACUCAAAAACGGUACUUUCAGAUCGAAAAGGAGCUGUUGGCGGUCCAGUUUGGACUCAUGCGCUUCCGGCAGUACGUCUAUGGCCAAAUGGUGGUGGUUGAAACCGAUCACAAACCGUUGGUUGGCCUCCUGGAGAAGCCCAUUGCGUCUUGUUCCCCGAGAAUCCAGCGGAUGCGUCUUCAACUCCAGCGAUUUGAUUUCCAGCUCGUCUACAAGCCGGGCAAGGAGCUGUUUAUCGCCGACACGCUUAGUCGGGCUCCGUCGCCCCGUCUCUUUACCGAUGACGUCACUCAAGACUGCGAGGAGCAGGUUCACGCUGUUCUUGACCUGAUAAUUCCUCAUGAUUCAACUCGUGUCAAGUUUGCUGCAGCAACAAUGGCAGACCCGACUCUCCGUCUCCUGAAAGAAGUCCUUCGGCGUGGAUGGCCUGAUCACAAGGCCCAGUGUCCGGUGGCCGUUAAGCCGUUCUGGCCAGUACGCCACCACUUGUCUGAAGCUGAUGGUCUGCUACUCAAUGGCAGCCGGUUGGUGGUUCCGAUUUCGCUUCGGCAGGAAGUGUUGGCCGGAAUACACGACGGCCAUUUUGGAGAGGUGAAGUGCAUCUUACGGGCCAAAUCGGCCGUUUAUUGGCCCGGGUGUGACGAGCAAAUUCGCAACAUGGUGGCCAGCUGUUCGACCUGCCAAACGCAUCGCCAUCGAAACCCAGCGCAGCCUCUUCGUCCAGUGCCGUUGCCGGUUCAUGCAUUUCAGUGGGUGUCGGCUGACAUUUUCCUACAUGGUGGCGUCAACUACCUCCUGAUUGUUGACGCAUAUAGCAAGUGGCCGGCAUGCGUUCCGUUGCGCAGUUUAUCGUCGUCGUCCGUCGUCGCCGAAAUGGAACGCAUAUUUAGUGACUUUGGCGUUCCGGAAAUUGUCAUGUCCGACAAUGGCUCUCAGUUCGAUUGCGCCGAAUUUCGAGAGUUCUGCGAGGGCCGUGCAGUUCGGUCAGUGACGUCCAGCCCAACCUACGCACAGUCCAAUGGUCUGGUGGAGCGCCACAUACAGACAGUAAAAAAGACGCUCCUAAAAAUGUUUACGGAUGGCCGGUCUCUGUGGGAGGCCUUGGCGGCCAUUCGGUCAACUCCAAUAUCGUCGGAACUGCCGUCUCCGGCAGUGUUAUUGCAGGGACGCCACCUUCGUGGCAGCUUGCCGUUUCUGCAGGAUCGUCUGGUUCCACAAUUUGUAUCUGCCAAGUUCGUUCACGGCCAGCUCCAGCGUCGUCAGGCUACGGCUUGUUUCACUCACGGCGGUCGUCCGGAUGUUCGUGGGUCGGCGCUCAUUAUCGGUCAACGUGUCCGGGCGUUCGUCUCUGGAUUGUGGUUACCAGGUGCCGUCGAAGCUGUUUGCAGCGAACCGGACUCAUAUGUCGUUCGGUUGGCGGAUGGGCGAGCUUUUCGUCGGACGCGCCGCGAUAUAAAUCUUGACAACUCGCCGUCGGCAGGAUUGGCCGUGGGUCAACAGAGUGGUGGUGCUGCUGUAAUCCCGUCUGCUGUUCGCGGUUAUCGCCCCGCCCCUGCUAAUCAUCUGCUGCCGGUCCUGUCUUGGUCUCCGCCUGGUCUGCCUGCCCGCGCUGUGAAUGUUCCAGUUGCCCAUCCAGUUGCCCAGCCGCUUCCGGCAGCCCUGGGUCAACCGUCAAUGAUACCACAGCCUCCGCCAAUCGUUGUCAACCCGGCGCCCGGCCCGGCAACUCCUGCAAGGCCACGUGCGGCGCCCGUCUCAACCGACAAGCGCGCUACCGUCCAGCUACCCUCUGUCCAGCCUGACUGUGUCAAGUCCGCUGGCCGUCGCGCCUCAUCGUCCGGGUUCGACUCGCUCUGGUCGCCCUUACCUCAAGCCGUCUUAAUUGUCUGUAUGUGA
Molecule: messenger RNA, 4356 nt
Organism: Daphnia pulicaria
Lineage: Eukaryota; Metazoa; Arthropoda; Branchiopoda; Diplostraca; Daphniidae
Exons: 4
Coding region: 253-4356 (1367 amino acids)
Biological process (GO): DNA integration
Molecular function (GO): nucleic acid binding; zinc ion binding
Source: RefSeq, a predicted model, not a curated record